AUGGCCGUGACGCUCUCCACUCCAGCUAGCCCCCCGCUGCUAAAAAAAAAACUGAAAGCGACGCAUUCAGGGCGCGGAUGGCGACAAGAAGGGCUGCCGGCUGCCGCUUCUUCAGCGCGGGCCCUACUACGACGUGGUGAUGACACUGAUAGCGUAGCAGCGAUCUUGAAAAAAAGAAACAUGACGGCGAUAGCGUGGCAACCAUACUCUACUCCCCGCCAGCAAUGGCAAGCCAGAAAACAUCAAACAUCUCGGGCCGGGAGGAGACCGAUACAACUAAAAUACGUCGACGUGCCCACUCGCACUCGGGCCGGGCCAUUUCCAACUGCAUUUUUAUUUUAUUAUUACAUGCCCUCCCAGACUAGUCUCCCGAUCCAAGCAAGCAAGCCGUUGCUGUCAUGUCACCUCAGAGCUGACCUUUCGCCGGGCCGCUGUAAGCCUCUUGAACUGAGAGCAAGAGCAGAAGCCCAUGAGAUGAGACGCAAGCAAAAUAUGCAAGAAAAUGGCACAAUCAUGAUUCAGUUUGGUCAGCAAGUGCCUAACUGCGAGUCCUCAGCUAGCGAUUCUCCUCAAGAAGUGUCCGGAAUGAGCGAAGGGAGCUUUAAUGAGCAGAAUGAUCAAUCUGGUAAUCGCGAUGGCUAUACGAAGAGUAGUGAUGAAGGCAAGAUGAUGUCGGCUUUGUCUCUGGGCAAUUCAGAAAUGGCAUACACACCGCCAAAACCUGACCGCACUCAUCCCUUUGCCAUAUCAUACCCAUAUGCUGAUCCUUACUAUGGUGGUGCAGUGGCAGCCUAUGGCGCACAUGCUAUUAUGCACCCCCAGAUGGUGGGCAUGGUACCAUCCUCUCGAGUGCCACUACCGAUUGAACCAGCUGCCGCCGAAGAGCCCAUUUAUGUGAAUGCGAAGCAAUACCAUGCCAUUCUCCGAAGGAGACAGCUCCGCGCAAAAUUAGAGGCUGAAAAUAAGCUGGUCAAAAGCCGUAAGCCGUACCUGCAUGAGUCCCGGCACCAGCACGCGAUGAAGCGGGCUCGGGGAACAGGCGGGCGGUUCCUCAACGCAAAGGAGAAGUCUGAAGCUUCAGGCGGCGGCAAUGCAUCAGCGAGGUCUGGCCACGCCGGCGUUCCCCCGGAUGGCGGCAUGUUCUCGAAGCACGACCACACCUUACCAUCCGGUGACUUCCAUUACCGCGCGAGAGGGGGCGCCUAG
Molecule: messenger RNA, 1206 nt
Organism: Triticum turgidum subsp. durum (durum wheat)
Lineage: Eukaryota; Viridiplantae; Streptophyta; Magnoliopsida; Poales; Poaceae
Source: the annotation of a GenBank genome assembly